Messenger RNA from Tauraco erythrolophus (red-crested turaco), 1770 nucleotides. It is a transcript of the gene PLAT, whose product is annotated as plasminogen activator, tissue type. Gene Ontology annotation, molecular function: serine-type endopeptidase activity. Lineage: Eukaryota; Metazoa; Chordata; Aves; Musophagiformes; Musophagidae. Gene Ontology annotation, cellular component: extracellular region. Gene Ontology annotation, biological process: platelet-derived growth factor receptor signaling pathway; plasminogen activation; smooth muscle cell migration. The record is from RefSeq and is a predicted model, not a curated record.
ACGCAAAGCCAGGCUGGUGUGGAAAGGAAACCGUCAGCAGAAUACAGAAGAGGACAAAGCAAAAAGUUAACUGGAGAUUUGGAAGUGAUGUGGAAAACACUCAGAAUGGAAGGCAAACUCCCGUAUCUCCUCCUGCUGGUGGGAGCAAUCCUGACUGUUCAGUGCCAGGGCUUACGCGUGCGUUUCAAACGGGGAGCCAGAUCUAGAGCCAUUUGCACAGACAAUUCAUCUGGAGCAAUUUACCAGCACAGGGGGACCUGGCUGAGGCUCUCAGGGAGCAGAAUAGAAUACUGUAGGUGCGACAGUGGUUGGAGUCGCUGCCACACUGUGCCUGUCAGAGCCUGUACUAGAAAUAAAUGCUACAACGGGGGUCAAUGUUCACAGGCAUAUUAUUCCCCACAGCUCUUCAUCUGCCAGUGCCACCAAGGUUUCUCUGGGAAGCAGUGUGAAAUAGAUACUGAAGUUAAGUGCUACAAAGAUGCUGGAGUAACAUACAGGGGUACAUGGAGCAUGACAGAGACUGGAACUGAAUGUUUAAAUUGGAAUAGCAAUGGCCUGAUGGACCGGACAUAUAGCGGCCGAAGAGAGGAUGCUGCUGAGCUAGGAUUGGGCAAUCACAACUAUUGCAGAAACCCAGAUGACGAUUCCAGACCUUGGUGCUAUAUCUAUAAAGGGGGAAAGUACAUCUGGGAACACUGCAGUGUGCCCUCGUGUUCAAAAGCUGGGAACAUCAACUGCAAAUCUGGAAGAGGCGGAGAUUACCGAGGCAGCCACAGUAUUACCAGUUCUGGAGCUACCUGUUUGAGGUGGAAUUCUCAAAUUCUUGUCAACAAGUUAUACACUGCUUGGAGAAGAGAUGCUUACCAGCUGGGCCUUGGUAGUCACAAUUUCUGCCGGAAUCCUGACAAUGACAGCAAGCCCUGGUGCCAUGUACUGAAAGGGAAUCAGCUCACAUGGGAGUACUGCAAUGUGCCUACUUGCUCCACCUGUGGCUUACGGCAGCACAGAGUACGCCAGUACAGGAUUAAAGGUGGCUCUGACGCAGACAUUGCAGCUCACCCAUGGCAAGCUGCCAUCUUCGUGAACUAUCGCCGAGCGCCUGGAGAGCACUUCCUCUGCGGAGGAAUUCUGAUUGCUUCCUGCUGGGUUUUGUCAGCUGCUCACUGUUUUGAGGAAGGCUUUAGUACAAAUCAGCUGAAGAUUGUGCUGGGUAGGACUUCCCGAGCAACUCCCGAGGAAAAUGAACAAAAGUUUCAAGUAAAGAACUACACUGUGCAUCAGAGGUUUGACUCAGAAAGUUUCAACAAUGAUAUUGCUCUGUUGCAGUUGAACUCAGAUGUAGAAGACUGUGCUAUUGAAACAGACACUGUUCAUGCUGCCUGCCUCCCAACACCAGAACUGCAACUGCCUGACUGGACGGAAUGUGAGAUCUCUGGUUAUGGCAGAAAUGAAGAAUUUUCUCCAUUCUAUUCAGAGCACCUGAAGGAAGGCCAUGUCAGACUGUUUCCAGCCAGUCGGUGCACAACACAGCAUCUAGACAACCGAACAGUUACAGAUAAUAUGUUAUGUGCAGGAGACACAAGGCACCUUGAUGAUGCCUGCAAGGGUGACUCUGGAGGGCCUCUGGUCUGUAUGAAGGAUGAUCGUAUGUAUCUAAUUGGAAUCGUCAGCUGGGGAAUAGGCUGCGGCCGCAAAGACAUACCUGGCGUUUAUACAAAUGUGCAGCGUUAUCUUGACUGGAUUCAGGACAACAUGAAACUCUGAGAAAGA